This is a messenger RNA of Stylonychia lemnae, 10479 nucleotides long. NCBI's taxonomy places the organism in Eukaryota, Ciliophora, Spirotrichea, Sporadotrichida, Oxytrichidae. The record is from the annotation of a GenBank genome assembly.
AUGAUUGACAGAUAUGGCACCACCCAAUAUCCAUUGAAUAUUUACUAGGCUGUUACUAUUGGAAUUGAAUCUGACAGAUUAACUGUGCCUUAUAUGUAAGGGAAGGCAACUCACCUUAAAACUGAUACUCCGAUAAUCUCAGUAACAUAAGGUAUUUGGUUCAGAUAAUAUCUCAAACUUUUAAUUCUCUAGUCCCCAUAUGGUACUACAUCAGAAUUUGUAGGAGUAGGGAAGUAAAAUUAGCCAGGAUCAUACUUGAAUGUAAUGGAUGUUCAUUACAACAAUAGAAUAUCUGGAUAAUUCGUUGAUUAUCAAUAUUUUGAGGAAGAAAUCUACCUUCAACAAAUGAAAGCUUAAAGAGAGAUUGAUUUCCCAGCUUAUUCAUUUCCAGAUACAAGUACUCCAUAUUCAAAAGCAUUAAGAAUAGAGAAAAGAAUAAAAAUUAAAGGAAUUAAAAGAGAUGUCUAAAGUUAUACGAUAGAGAUGUGGAUAAAAUUCUUAACCUUGCCUACUUAGAUAUUUUUACUUUAUGGUGAGUGCGAAACUCCUAAUCUAGCCUGCGAAAAAAUGAGAUUUAGUUUAGACACUGCUGCUAAAAGCCUCUAACAUCAAGUUAAUGAUUAAUUCAUCAAAACUUAGACAAUGACUUCAUCUGUAUUGUCAAAUUAUCAAGAUUGGAAUUACGUCUCAACAGGUUUUAUUGAAGACUCUAAUUUUCCAGAUAGAGCCAAAGUUUUUUUUUUGUAGAACAUUAAAUUUGAAGAGUAAAUUAUAAAUACUUACACAAGCAACUUCUAAUUCUCUGAGGAUUAUAUAUUUAUUGCUGCCAAAUCUACAGCAGAAUCAUUAACUCCUUAAAUCUACAUCAAAGAAUUGAGAGCUUGGAGUCCGAUGAGAAGUUAGCAUGAUCUGAUCAUGUUUAGAAGAAAAUACCUAGAUGCAAUUUAACCUGCUGGAUUACUUUAAUACUAUAGAAUUGAUUGGAAUCCAACUUAUCCUACUAUUAUAAGAGAUUAUUGCGUGAAUAACUUAGGAUAGUAAGCAAUAGAAAAUGAAAAUACAUUAUGGGAUACUUCAACGUUUUUCGUAUGCUCCACAGGCACAUAUGUAUCAGGUACAUCUUGCACAGCAGAAACUGCUGAAAACGAGUAUAUUAUCCCAUAAACCUCAGCAAUUGGUUGGAAUAUUGAAAUAACUCUUGAUAACUAAGAUAUUUUGGUGGAGGUUUGGGUGUUAACUUAAUCAGCAACAACAUCAUAUAUUAUAGCUGAUCAUGCAGAAUGUAAUUUAGGGGAUUGCUUAUUUAAGUACACUGCUUCUAAGGAACUCUAAUACAUUUAAGAUUAAACUAUUACUCCCUACACUGUUCUUAACUCAAGUGUCAAUACAGGAGGAUGGAAUCAUUUUGCAUACUUAGUUAGCGAGAAUUAUAUUCAAUUGUUUUUCAACAAAAUAGACUUAGGUUAGUAAAUGCUUACAUCUUAAUAAACCAACAGACAUUUAAUGCUAUCAAGAAGUUCUAAAUUUAAAGGUUACUUUAAAGAGCUCAAGAUCUACACUGGAUUUGACAUUAAUGAUAGGAAUUUCAUCUAUAUGGUACUUAAAAACUCAUAAGGAGUUAUUAGUAUUCCAACUGAGUAUCCAUUUUUAGUUGCUUACUAUAAAUUAACAAGCCCAGAUUCGAUCACAAUGACAGAUGCCUAUUCCAAAUUUUAUUUGUAAGUAUUUGCUAAUUAUUUUCCUUAAUCCAAAAAGUCUAUCAAUAACGAAUACCCGUUUAAUUUUGAUCAUCUUUCUUUGUACCCUUACUAGGAUUCAGUUGGGCAAAUAAUUAAACUUGGACAAGUGGUCUACUUGAAGAAUGAAUUCUCUGUGAUGUUUUGGGUAUAAUUUUUCUUCGUAAAUAUCCUCAAUUCAGUUCUCUUAAAAAUAAGAUGGGUCUGUCAAGGCUGGUAUCAUAUAGCUUUUACCUCAGUAUCUUAAUAAGCAGGCAGUUUGGUUAUCAAUGGACUUGGUGAUUAUAAACAGAGAGAGUAUUACUCAAACAGCCAUGGAGACUGUAGUGAUACUACACCUGCAACUGCUAUUAAUCUUAAUGUAGAUGUGAAGGAUACGAUAUCACUUAAAGAAUUUACUUUUAUUAAUGAUGCAAUAUCUAUCAAUCAGCAAAAAGUUGUUGCUUUCACACCCUUUAAAUAUAAGAAUCAGGCAUUGAUAUAUAAUAGAUUAGAUUCAGAACAAAAUUAUGGCUAGAUUCAAGAUGACAUAUAUUUUAUAAAGAACCAGGUGAAUUAUUAAGGCUCCGAGAGAAGAGCUGUAUAUUUUGAAUGGAGGUAUGAUCCAUAUAGUCCAAUGCUGUGUAACGAUACAAAUCAGUAUCAGCCUUUAAAUCUGCAAUGCGCUAAGGCUUAUUUUAGAGAAAAAAAAUUUGGUGAUUGCUAUAUUUCUAAUUGGGACAAUUCUUAAAUAUUAGAUCCUUUUACUGGUAAUGUAGCAUCAGGAAUGUAUCUUGGUAUUGGUGCUUGGGUAAGAGUUACAUCUUCUCCAUCCAUAUCAAAUGCAUAUUUCACAUACGUUAGAGUAGGAUCUCAAAACGAUGGACAUAUAUCCUUAUUAGGUUAAAAUAGUCCAACACCUCCAAGCUAUAAGACUUUGAGAAUGGGAGGUGAAAUAUAUGGUAGGAAUUCUUUAGGUAGUAUUACAGGGGCAAACGCUAUAUCAUAAGAUUCUUCUAGUUCUGGAGAUUGUACUUCUUAAACUUACUGCUUUUUAUUCACAAUAGCUAGUUCAAAUUCUAUUCAAACAUAUUCUAGUGGAGUUAAAGUGGCAGGUCCAGCCUCGCACUCCAUUGCUUCUUAAGUUAUAGAUAACAUUAUCAGUAUCGGAUGCAGUGCAAGCUCAGUAGAUAAUUAAUGGACAGGCUAUAUACAGCAUGUAAGAGUUAUUUUUGCUCAAAAUGAUUAUACUCCUAGUGACAUAACUAAAAUGAUGCGUUAAAAUGCUCCUCCUAUUAAUAAUAUCGGUGUAGAAUAUGAUUUAAGAUAUGACUUAACUUCUCAAGAUUUAGAAUACGAAACUUUUGAUCCUACCGAUGAUUUAUCAUAUUUAAUGUAUACAGCAAAUUCUCCAGAUACCUCUAUAAAUCAUGAUCAAAUAAUUUAAAUGAGAAGAUCAACAUAAACUCUUGAUAUUAAGAACUCAAUUCCAAUCAUAAUUGAGAAAGACUUGAUUGAGUAUUCUAUAUAGUUCUGGGUAUAUACUACAACUAGUACUUCAAUAUUUAAUAUUGACGGAUAAAUGAUUUUAAAUGUCAUCAAUCAAAGGUAUCUAGAAAUUCAAACAGGCUAGCUAAUUUUAAAAUUUACUAUAGCAAUCUGGUGCUCUUCUACUCUCCUUAAUAAAGUAAAGAAUAUUCUCGUUAAGGCAACUCACAAGUAAAUGAAUUUUGGUAAUAUGGAUAAAGUUUUGACGUUAUUGAUUUAUAUUCUCGCUCUAUAGGAAUACCAACCACUUGUUAAUUUGGCGAAGGUUAUGAUUCCUAUGAGUGCCUAACAAAAAAGUAUCUUAUAUUUUAAAGUCUAGAAGAAUGACUUAAAGGUAUUAUUUUCUGAGGAUAACCCUUCGCUAAAUCAGAAUGUUUAUAUUGAUACAUUAGUUAAAGCAAGCAUUGUAAGAUUGAGUAGCAUUGAAGUAUCUUCAUGGCAUCAUUAUUCAUUCUAAUUCGAUGUUGAAGAUAGCUUGAAAAUAUAUACUGAUGGCAAUGAUCUUUAACAAACCGUUGAUAUAGCAUCUGAAAAUCUUGGAUCUCCAAAUAAGGCUGCGAUAACGAUUUGUCCAGGCAUCUGUUAAAAAUUCUCAAUUUAUGAUUUAAAAAUUUGGAAUGAUUUCUAGGUGUAUACUUAUUCUGAUGUCAUUUAUAUGAACAAAUCCAUUGGAAAUAGCAACAAACUUUUAGCUUACUAUCCGUUUGAUGAAAUGUGGGGAAACAUUUUAAAAGAUGAUGUCUAUGGCUACUAGGUUGAGUUAUUUAAUUAUGACCACACCUAAAACUAUAAAUUAAUAAGAUGGGAGGACUCUGAUUUUUAUACUGCUAACUAUUAACAGCCUUUAAUUUGUUAACAUAACCACAUAUAUGACUAUGAUUUAAGACAAUGUGUACUUUAGCAAGACACUUACUAUACUAUUGAAUUUGUAAAUACAAACAAUCCAGUUAAACUUGACUUAUCUACGAAUAGAUACUAUUCGAAGGAGUGGACUUUUGAUUACUACUUCAAAUAUAUCACUUAUAAUGAUCCAUUAACAGGGGGGCCAGACUUACCCAUCAUUGGUUCUGAUAUUUGCACAAAUACUGGAAGUAAACUAGAAUCAACUAUAAGAGAGACAAAUGGAAAUAGAUAUUUUUCAACCACUGUAAAGGAUAACUCUGGUAGUACAGAUGUUCAAUUUAAUGUAAUUAAUGCUAUUAGUGAAAAUACUUGGUAUCAAAUAACAAUUACUAAUCAAGCUAGUGCAUCCUCUUUUGCAUUUCACUAUUUAAAUCUUGAUAAUGCUAGUAAAAUUAGCUCAAGAAACUUUUAAUCUCUUGCUGCAUGUGAUUAUAUGAUUUCCAACUCAAAGACAGGAUAAGUGAAUAAUGAUUUAAGAGUCCGUAUUAAAGAACUCCGUAUUUGGAAUAAAGAUUUAAAUUUGAUAGAAUUGAAUAAUUAUGACAAGAUGACUUUACCAAAAAGAUAUCUUGAAAUUGCAGCUCUUUUUAAGUUUUAGGAUUUAAAUUUUGUAGAUGAAGUAACCGGUAUGUAUAAUCUUAAAGAUGACUUAGUAGAUUACAGAAUAAAGUAUGAUACUGGAAUCAGAACUAAUUGCCCACUUGGCUUUAGAUAGUUCUACAAUGGCUAUUCUUAUUCUAUUUAAUCAAAGGAAGAUGUUGGUCUCUUAAAGUUGCUAAAGAUUGGAUCUCUUACCUUAUCAGACUAGAACAUCUAUAUUAAAAAUCCAAUCAUUAUUUUCCCAAGUGUGAACUAAUAUCAAUCAUUCUAUCAAGCAAGAAUGCAAAGAUUUAUGAUUAUGAACAAGAUAGUCUAUAUGACAGAAAGAACUAGUCUUUAAGUUUAUGACCUUAAAACUCUUUAACUUCAAUCAAUCAAUUCAGUCAAUGGCGGUGUUUCCUAUGUCCAUUAACCAUAAGGUUGUCCAGGUGAUACCGAUUAGGAUGAUAAAACUAUUGGUGGUUGCUUGCCUAAAUCAACAAUGAAAAUGUUUAAUACUAAUUUCAAUACUGCUUUCAGCAGUUCUACUGUAAACUUUAAGUAUCAUUUUACGACUGGUUUAUGGCUAAAUGUUGUUAAAUUAAAUCCACUCAGUACUCUUGAAUUCUUCAAACUAAAAAACGUUUUAUAACUUCAGGUCCUACAAGAUAAAACUUUAAACAUAAUUACUUUCAAGGCUUCUACAUCGCCCCUCUCAAAGAACUCGAUGAAUUUUCAAAUAGACGAGGGAGUAUGGAUUGCAGUUGCAGCAGUUAAAACAAAUCAAGGAUUUUGGGAAAUUUAUAGUAAAAAUAUGUUUAAGGACGAAAUUGAAGAUACAAGAGAUUCAUAUUAUGGAAAGUUGACUUAAUUAGUAAUAGGAGAUGUCACUUUAAAAAGUCAUGUGCUAAAGAUUAAAAAUGUGUUUGGAUUUGCUAGGCAACUACUUCCUGGCUAGUUGAUGGAAUGCUUUCACAAAAGAAUUUCUUCAUAUGAUUUCAGAUACUCACUUCUAUUUUACUACAGAAUGGAUGAAGAUAAGGGAUAAUAUUUUUAUGAUGACACAAUAUAUAAGAACUAAAUGAAUUUGACAACUCCAGUUACGUAAGGAUAUGCUACCUGGGAUAGAAAAUGGGAAUAAGUAAUUUUUAAUGAAGAAACUUGGACUCUCGAUUUCGUUACUCAUCAAUAUUUAGACAGGGGAAUAUAUUUUUAAAAAGGGAAGACUAAAAGACUUACACUAGCUCCUAUGCUUGAAAAUAUCCAAAACGAAUUUUCUCUUGAAUUCUGUUUAUACCUUAAAGAUAUCUAGUCAAGCUAGGUAGUGCUUGGUAUUACUCAGAUUACUCGAAUAAUGCUUAGAGGUGAAAAUACUGUGGAUUUCUAUCCUGAUUUAUCUAAUUAUAUUACUAUUUCUCCUACAUAAACAGCUAACAAUCUUAAGGACAAAUGGUUGUAUGUAAGUGUUGCUAAUUCAGUUAAAUUCUAGAAAUCCUAUAUUUCUAUUGAUAACACUUCAUUAACUGAGAUAUAAACAAAGCUUUCGGGCUAUUCUCAUGUAAUUAAUACCUUAACUCCAAUUUCAUUUUAUAUUGGAGAUGAUACAAAUUCAUUUACUGGCUUUUUGAGGCAUGUUAAAAUAUUCAGAGCAUAUAGAUCUCUCGGCUAAUCUCGGUCGAGCAUCCACCAUGAGAUGGGAUUUUACCUAGGUCUAAACAAUGAAAAUCUAGCGGCUUUGUAUCCAUUGACUGAGCCUUUUGGUUACUUUGUGAGAGAAUAAAAGACUGGGAUACUUAGUUUUUUCUCUUUGACUGAUUAUGAGCAUAUUAGUUAUCCAUCUAGACCAGUAAUGUGUAACGGAGACCUAAGAUAUUCUGAUCUAGGGUUUUGCGAAAGUAACUAGAGAUUCUUAAAAUUGAAUUAGGAAAUAUAAUUUAAAAUCCCUCUCAAGAAUUCCAAAUGCUUUACCCUGUCAUUUUGGGCAUAUUUUAAACUCUUGAAAGACUAAUUUGUUAUAAUAAUUACUGAUAGGAUUACUUUAAUUUUCGAUAGCUCCCAAGACUCUAUAAUUCUGAGAGAUGGUUUAAAUGCUUUUACAUUGAAAAGGCUAGACUAAAUGCUUAACAGUAAAUUUACAAAAAAGUGGAUACAAGCAUCAGUGAAACUUUGCGAUGAAUUAGAUUAACUGUACAUAGUGAUUGCAUAUCAAAGUGGUUCAACUAUAGAGAGUGAAUCGAGAGGUAAUGAUGCAUACAAAGUAGAUUUUUCUAGUGAGACAACAAACAAGAUUUGUGCUUUUACAAGCACACUUGAUAAUGACUUAUACUUAAAGGAAAUUUAAUUUUACUCAACCUACGUAUCUACUUAUUGGAUUACAAAUUAUGGGAUGAAAACUAAAAAUAAGGAUAAUAAUAUGCUUGUAGGUUAUUAUAAAUUAGAUGAGAAUUCUGGAUAUACUUUGCUUAAUACAGCUACAAAUGCUAGUACCCCCGACUCAAUAACUUAGCCAGUAGGUUCCAUUAGUUGGGUAUUUGAAGAUCAGAUUUAUUCAGUGACAUCUUAAACUCCUGCUUUGUAUUGUCUUGAAACAUUUACUCAAUUAGUUGACUAACACUGUGAAAUGUGGUCAGAAUGUAGUCCAGCGUGUUUUAACAACAGAGAAUGCUCUGGCCCUAUGGAGCCUGAUUGCUACCAGCCUCCUACCACUUACUAUUUUAAUUCAACAUUUGAGAACUAUUAUCUAGAUUGCUACUCACUUUGCUUUACGUGCAAUACAUAUUGGUACAAUAACUGCGAUGAUUGUCAAAUAGGUAUAAUUACAUUCAGAUAGCAAUGCUUAUUAAUUUGCCCUUAAGAUUGGUAUAAAGGAUAUCAAACAGAUUUGGAUAUUCUGACAUGCUACAAAUGUGAUAAUCCUUACUGUAUUUGUGAUGCAGAUCAUAAAAAUGCCUGUUACAGCUGUGUCUUAGGUUCUAAUCGGCUUUAUAUAACCACUCCUAAACCAGAUUGUAUUGAAAGAUGCCCAGAUGGUACAUAUUAUAAUUAAAACGGAUUAAGGUGUGAUGAUUGUGCCUAUUAGUGUGCAACAUGCUAUGGAGGUAAAAACGGUGAAUGCAUGCUUUGCGCUCAAAAUUAUACUUUUAAUGAUGGUCGUUGUCUUGAGCCGACAUGUUAAGGAAAUGAGUAUCUCUCAGUAUAUCUUGAAUGUUUGGAAUGUGAUGAGAGCUGUGAAAGUUGCGUGGGAUCAGGAAAUAAAAAUUGCACUAAAUGUUCAAAUCCAUAUUAAUUCAGCUAAGGCUAGUGUCUCUUGUGUGAUGAAAUAGAGGGCAUGAAAUCUCCAAAAAUAAAUGGAAUUUGUGAUGAAAUAUGCGGUGAUGGCUUAUUUUUAGGAAUACAUUAAUGUGAUGAUUCCAAUCUAGUUAAUGGAGAUGGUUGUGAUGAUAAUUGCAAUAUAGAAUCAGGAUUCAACUGUGAUGCCACUUAAUGCGUAAAGAUUCAAGGUCCCAAACCAAUACUUAAGAUUAAUGAUUAAAAUUCUUUGUUAACUGUCUCAUUUGACUAAAGAAUAAUAAUAGAAGAAGGAGCAUUAUCUCAAAAUGAUUUGGAUAUUUAAAUAAAGAAGCCUAAUGGGCAGUUUAUUAAGAUUGAUUGGGAAGGUUCUGUUGACAAGGAUUUCGUAAAACUUAACAAACUAGAGGUGAAAUUAACCAUCAAAACUUCCUUGAAGGGAAAUGAGAUUUAAAUAAUGCCAGAUGGAAAAUUAUUUCGGUCAAAACAAUAUGAGACUCUUAUAGCAAAUGGGUAGAAAGCUCAAAUUAAGCUAUUCAAAAUGGAUUAUACAAUUUCUAAUUUAAACAAAGUAAUCAGCAGAUACAAAUAGGUGACUACUUAAACACUAGUAGCUACAGCAACGACAAGUUAUAUCUUAAAACUCCUAUUGCAAGGUUCAUUUGGCCAAAUGUUUGAGAUGAUAAACACUAUCUAAAUUUUAUACUACAUGCCAUUAAUUUAGAUUCGUUACACAUAACUUCUAAAAGAUACUCUUAAAAAUCUUUAAAUGUCUACUCUCAACAUCCCAGUGCCUGGGCUGGACGAUGAGUAGCAUGUAUUCAAUAGGUUAUUUGCAGAUGAUUAGUAUAAUGAUUUCCCUUUUAACGAAGCUUUCUAUGAUUUUGGUAUAUAAGGGACCGUUUUCGUUUUGAUAUAUAAGCCUAAGCUUAUAAUAUGGAUUAUCGCUAUUGGUGGUUAUCCAAUGUUCCACUUGAUUAACAAACUUUAUAAAAGAAAAGAUUGGAUUGAAGGAUUUUACAGAUUUAAUUUUGCAAUACAGGCUUUUAUUGAACUAUAUUUAGAAAUGUGUAUUCUAUGCUUGAUUGGUAUUUUUAAUACUUUAAUAACAGUUUUACCAUUGAACUUAACUGAUGUGAUUAUGAGAAACUUUGACAAAUUACAUUUAGAGGAAUUUGAUCAUAGGUAUGGUGCAUUAAUUGACAAUUAGAGAGUCAGACCUAACAAAACUAUUAUUAACAUGUGGAUUCCUCUGUUUUUUAUCAGAAGAUUCAUGUAUGCAGCUACUAUAGUGCUAUUUCAAAAGAACGGAGUAUUAUAAUUAUCAAUCAGCGCAUUUAUCACUUUGGUUGUUCUACUAUGGGCAAUUGCUAUACGUCCAUUUAAAACAUUUAUCUCUAACUUCCUUACAAUUUAUAAUGAGACUACUAUUUUAUUUUGCUUUAUCGCUUCCUUUUAUUUCAAUUAAGAUGAUAAAUCUGAUUCAGAAAGGGAGGAUGUUUCUUAUAUCAUUAUAAUGGUAAUCACCGCUUGUGUUGCUUUAAAUCUCUUAGCAAUGAUUGGUGAGAUGGUUAAAAAUAUAUUCUCAAUGCUUAAAAUAUUUUUCCAAUUCAUAUUCAGAGAGGACAUAAAGCCUAAAAAGCAAGAAAGCAAAAUUAAAAAUGCAAGAGUUCAAGAUGAGAAAAGAAAUGAGAGCAAGGAAUAAUUUUAUUCAGAGGAUGAUACUUUGGCAAGAACUUUUUAGAACAGUACAUUGAAGAACAUUCUAAGUGAUCAUGCUAGAUCACCUAAGAAAAUUGAUAAAUAAUAAAUAUAUGUUUCAAAACUAGAAUAAUUUUAGAAAGCAGAAUAGGACUAUUCAGCAUACGAAAACAUUAACUAAAAUUCUAUAUUCAAUACAUCAGUGUCUAAUAACGACAGAUUUGAUUUAACUAAAGAGUCUAUUUUCUCAGACACAUAUUUGUUUAGCCCUGAAAUUAAAGUUACCAAAAGACGCUCAAGCUUAGGAAUACUCAUUAAAAACCUUAAACGUAAUGAGAAAAAUGUGAAAUCUUAAAUAAUCAAUGCGAAUGAGAAGUAAGAUUAGAGUAAUUGGAGUAUUCCUAAUAUGACAAUUUAAAAGUUAUCGAAUGAAUUUGAGAAGUCAGAAGAUAAUAAAAUGUAAGAAGAGGAAAAAACAUCAUAACCAUAGGAUGUUAUUGACUAAAUAAAAAGAAGAUAACUUAGAAACUAAUAGUAAAAUAACCUUCAGUAUUAAAGAAGAAAAAAUAGCUUAAAUAUACUCUAAGGUAGAGCUGAAGUUGACUAAGGGAUAAAAGAUUAGUAAAUUAGCGAUGAUGAAAUCGUAAAUGUAAGUAAAAAUUCUCCCUCUAAGGGGAUAACACUUGGAUGGAAUAAAAAUUAGAGAAGUUCACAAGGUAAUCAACAAUUUUAAAAUUGGAAAUGA